ACUUAUCCUUUGUAACAUUGUUUAAAUGUCACUUGAAGAAGUUUCCCAGAGACCGAGUUCUGCGUCGUCGAAAGAGCACUUUUGUUCGAGCGAGAGAGAGGCUUCCUCUAGACUUACAGCACGCCUAGAACGCUCGGUCUAUAGGCGAUCGCGUGGAAAACAUCGAGUAAACUAUCAUGAUUCCUCUGGUUCAAGCCGCAGACGGGAACGGCAUCAGGAUUACGGCCAGAGCAAUAAUAUGGAGAACGGAAAUCAAAGAGGUCAGCGUGAGAACGACAGGCCUUUGCCUUUGAGAGAAACACCCCCCUUUUACGACCGCAGGCAGGAUGCCAGUCAACAGUUCUACAGAAAAUCUGCAACUGGUGACAUAAGAAAACACGGUCGGCCUCAGAGCUGGUACGGAGCUGAAACUCCGGAAAGAAAGUUCAAAGAGAGACCACAAAGCAUCCAUGAAAUUUCACUGGAUCGAAACAAACAGAAGAACAACUUUGUCCCUGGAAGUGACUACCACAGCUUCUCGUACGAUACACGUUCAUCGAAAUCUGGUUAUAAAAGUGCUGGCUCUAGAGACCGUAGAAGUAGACAUUUUGAGUUGUCAAGAUCGUUGUCGUCGAGUUUUAGCUCCCAAGUAGGGUCCUCCGCGGAUGAGGGUGAAAGGGACCGUCAUGGGGUGGACUCCGCGUAUGACAUGACAGAACGAUCCCCAUACGGGUCCCUCGUACUAAGGCGUUUUAGCCAAUCAAGUUUAAGCUCCUCUAGCGCAUCUUGGCAACAGUCCACGAACUCGUUGAGUCACCAUGCCGUGAGAGGUCAUGGGGGAUCUGGGUCACAAGGCACCAGUUCCCCAGAUAAGUUCCACAGGCACAGAGAGCAUCAGCGCCAGACAGUUCACAAAGAGGUUUUCUUAAAACAAUCUCCUAAGAUUUCCGAACAUAUUUCGACCACGAACGCAACCUUUAUCUCUGCGGCACCAGUGACCCAGUAUUCGGGUCACGCAAUUCGCGUCAACGCUCGACCUCAUCGGUCACACAAUUCUCACGUUUACGUUCAAGCGACUCCUUACUCUUCCGGUCAUCAUGUCACGACAUCCGUUCCAAAUCGGUUAUACAAUCACAACGUCACGGACUCCGCCGACAACGUUUCGCAGGUGUACCCUUCUGUCACGCAAGUUUCGUCUGCACCUGCGCAAUCGCCACGAAAUUCUUGGACGCUAGAUGAUGAGGACGACGCGGGGCAACUGAGCCCGUCGGUGAAAGAUUUAGCGAAACGUUUCAGCGGCGAAUUUCUUCCCGAAUCAUUUGAGGAACUGCGCGAAAUGAAUGAUAGAGAACGGAGGCGCGUCAAGGCUCAAACAUGGCCAAAGUUUGCGUAUGUCCAUUCUCCGAAGGAUGGCGUUGCCCACGGUGAACAAGAUCACAGCCACGAAGUUGCACCGCCAAAACCCCCGUAUCCACAGAGUAUAGUAGAAGACAUGGACACGAAUGUGGAAUCAAGAAUCAGCAGAAACGAAGCCGACGGUUCAUUACUAGCACCUGAUAAGAGUUACACUUUGACGGCGCAUAGUCAGUGGAGUAACAUGGACGGCUCUGUAAGCGCUGAUAUACUUGCCUCGCAUCGCUUAAGUCUACAGGAGCUUAUCAAGCUACAUGAAGACGAAAUAGCCAAGCAUGCCAAAAGCGCCAAGGCAACAGCGCAUGCCCAGAUUUACCUGAAACGCCCCUUGAACGAAAAGGCGCAAAGCCCACAAACGUCACCGCGAGAGCUUUCAAGGGAUGAGAACUGGGGCGGGUCAUCUCCGACUUCUCACAAACAAUUUUCAGUCGUUAAUAGGGUUGUGGAGAGCAAGUCAGCGGUAUCCCAGUAUGAUUCUGUCGAAAGGACGCCGAUAAAGGUGUUUGAGGUCACCGAUAAGGGCAGCACGCCAUCUGUUAACUCAGAAAUACGAGAGCGAUCCCCGGUCAAAGCCAAAAGGCACCGGACAAUCGGCGUUGUCGGGUUCCGACAACAGAUUGAUCGCAUCUCCGAAGAAAAAGCCGAGAAUAAACCGAAGCGUCACACAGCGAUCGGGAUUGUAAGCGUCAAGGCUGUGGAGACUUCAGAACGUCAGCUGGUGAAAGAGGAGACUUGUGUGGUAAGCCACACGGGGUAUGGAAUGAACAAAAUUCAAGAGAAAGGGCUUGAAAGCUUGGACAGUGAACAGAGAAACAACGACGAUGUGCUAAACCAAGAUUCUCGACAAACUCAUAUGAGCAUGAGGGUCAAAAAACGUAAAGAAUUUGAUAGGACGGGGAGAAUUCUCUUGGAAGACGAAGACAUCCACGAUGAGGUUUUCGAGCGUACUGAAACAUCUAUACAAUUCGUUCGUGCCGAAGGAGUCGUUCAAGUUCGACCGGAGUCCGAGCAUAGCCGAGAGCUUAAGACAGCAAGACCUGACGAGCUCACGAAGGGCGAAGGAUCGACUAGAAUCGCAGUUGCUUCUCCGGAAAAACCAGGUCAACCUGUUGAGCCGAUAAGCACCCAGGCUACGAGCUUACGGACCGACCGUCGCAUGUGGAACGUUCCGGUUUCAGAUCGUGCGCAUAAUUAUCCCAAACCUUACACCAUAUCUAAGGCUGUACCAGUCGCACAGGUUUCUCCAGUUAGUCCAGCUCUUGAACUGUCUUCCAGAGCUACUCUUACUAAGGAUAAUUUCACGGAACCUUUACCACUUUCUAAGUCUCAAUCUGCUCGAGAAAUGUACGAAACGAGACUUGCCUUGUGGAAUUUGUAUCCUCUCGAUUCAAGCCCAGCUAUACAUUCGUCGGAAACCUCUGGAAAUACACCCCUAGAUGAGAAAAUUGGAGUUGCAACCGAGCGAAAUAAUUUAGGAUCAAUAAAGCCUUUGGAUGCACCGGAAAACAGAAUGAUACACGAAAAUGCAACGAAGAACGAACCAAGUGGUUUAGCGAGGCCGAACCUGGAGGAAUAUUACUUGAAUUUUAUAGAGAAGUUAAAACACGAGAACAAAGACUUGAUCGCGAAACACGAGGUAGAGAAGCGAGAAUUGAGACAGAAAUACGAGGAACAAAGAAAAGUGGCCAAUGCUUAUCAAAAGCUAGAAGACAGGUAUAGACGUCGCGUGCAUGAGCUACAGGAAGCUCUCGCCGGCUGCACGUGCCAAAGCCCAUUUGUCAAUCAAAAUCACGCUAAAGUACCACAAAGAAGUGACAAGGACGGUGACAGGUCUAUCGUCUCAAAUAUCAAAGGGUUAAAAACACUCGACGACCUGGAAGACUGGUCGAGCGAAAACUCAAAAGACAACAGUGCUUCUAGAAAGAACAACAACACUGAGAGUAGAAACAGUUUAAUCAGUAGCUCGUCCGACAUGACGGGUACCGCGUCCGCCUGGGACGAGCUCUAUGAUCGGCUUAGAGCCACAGGUGAGAUUGAUGUGGAGAACGGUACGCAUGUCUGACGUAACAGUUCAGCGCCAUUUUGGAUUUAGGUAGUGCGGACGAGCUUGUUAACUUUCAAACACCCUCGUUCUAAGUGGUCAGCGAAAAAUGGCGUUCCCUUGGCACCUGCCUUUGUUUACCAACGGUAACAUAUGGGGGUCAGAUGUAAAUGAGCAAGAGAACUGUGCGAAUUUUUAGAUGAAAAUAAUACAAAUUUUGUUACGUUUAGUUGAAUCUGCAGUCAACAAGGAGUUGCACUUGUCUGAGUUCUUGCGUUAACCAAGUUGAUAUUUCAGCCUAAUAGACGAACAGGCUUAAAAUGGAAACUUUCGUUCUCAGUAACUUUCUUUUAGUGAAAUACUUUCAUUUGGCAAUUUUGGCGGGACAUGUGGCAUCCGUGGAGUGUGUAAAACUCGUCCUCGGGAUAAGCUUCUUUCGCCCAUUUUCUGGCGAGCUUGCACUGACUUAUGGGAUUGAAAUAUUGGGGUUAGUCUCUUGGUAAAAGUACCCUGUAGAGUGCCAAAAAUUAAAUUUUUUCUGGAGUAAUGGUGUUAAAUUACAUGUGUUGCCGUUUGGUAAGCCUCUUAUAAAUCGGUUUUGAUCCGUAUCACACUAUUAAGGUCAAAUGAAUCGUUUUAAUGCUGGCAGAUAUUUUUCACUUGUGCGUCCCUCAAUUUUUCUUGACCAUUAUCGUCUUCGAGCGCUUUGUUAAAAAAAAAUUAUGAAAAAUCAACGGUGCUUCGUGGCCUAUAGCAGUAGAAAUCACUUUGUCACUCAGAAUGUGUCAUUUUCGGGACCAGUCGUUAUUUAACGGGGGGGGAGGUGAGGGAUCAUAUGGUUUUCAGGGGGAACGGGGAAUAGUGCGUCGUCACCAACAGAGUAUCAAGGGGAUCUUUAGGAAAUUGACAACAAAGGGGGGGGGGUCAAAAGAUUAUUACAGAACCUUAUGGGGGAACCCAGUAAAUUUAUCGUGACACAACUAAACCGACUCCCCCCUCCCCGCUCCCCCAGGGGGUAAAUAAUGAGGUUCUUUAGUGCUCGUUUCAAACGCUUUUAGAGGUUGCUAAAGUAUUUCCAAACAGGUAUAUGUAAGAAGUGGCCCGAGACUCUCAUUUUAAUUGUACUGAUUAUAUGUCACUCGUUGUUUUACCUCAUACUUUUACUCUGUCCGUCUCUUAGACCAGCGUGUCGUUUCAAUACAUUGAUAAACUAAAAAAUGGCGCCUAUUUUGAAAAUUAAGAGUUUAUGAUAGAUUUCAGAAUAAUUCGCCAAAUGCGAGUGCUGUAAAUAUCAGGUUAAUCCAAAGAGCGGUAAAAGGUUUUGUAAAGCUGUAAGAGUCAUCGACUUUCUUGGAAAGGAAACAAUUUGCAAGAGACUGGUAUUCUGA
Molecule: messenger RNA, 4821 nt
Organism: Stylophora pistillata
Lineage: Eukaryota; Metazoa; Cnidaria; Anthozoa; Scleractinia; Pocilloporidae
Source: RefSeq, a predicted model, not a curated record